AUGCCCGCCCUGGCGCGCCUCCGCAGGCUGGGUCGGCACGUGUCCCCACAGGCCAUCUUCUUCCUGCUGUUUGUCUUCUGCGUGUUCAGCGUGUUCGUCUCCGCCUACUACCUAUAUGGCUGGAAGCGGGGCCUGGAGCCCUCGGCAGACGCCCCCGAGCCUGACUGUGGGGACCCGCCCCCCGUCGCCCCCAGCCGCCUGCUGCCGCUCAAGCCCGUGCAGGCGGCCGCCCCCUCCCGCACGGACCCGCUGGUGCUGGUGUUUGUGGAGAGCCUCUACUCCCAGCUGGGCCAGGAGGUGGUGGCCAUCCUGGAGUCAAGCCGCUUUAAGUACCGCACAGAGAUCGCCCCGGGCAAGGGGGACAUGCCCACACUCACCGACAAGGGCCGCGGCCGCUUCGCCCUCAUCAUCUACGAGAACAUCCUCAAGUACGUGAACCUGGACGCCUGGAACCGGGAGCUGCUGGACAAGUACUGCGUGGCCUACGGCGUGGGCAUCAUCGGCUUCUUCAAGGCCAACGAGAACAGCCUGCUGAGCGCACAGCUCAAAGGCUUCCCCCUGCACCUGCACUCAAACCUGGCCCUGAAGGACUGCAGCAUCAACCCCAGGUCCCCGCUGCUCUACGUGACGCGGCCCAGCGAGGUGGAGAAGGGCGUGCUGCCCGGUGAGGACUGGACCGUGUUCCAGUCCAACCACUCCACCUACGAGCCGGUGCUGCAGGCCAAGACGCUCUCCUCCGGCUCCAUCCCGAACCUGAGCUCGGACGCCAACCUGCACGCCUCGCUGCACACCACGGUGGUCCAGGACCUGGGCCUCCACGACGGCAUCCAGCGCGUGCUCUUCGGCAACAACCUCAACUUCUGGCUGCACAAGCUCGUCUUCGUGGACGCCGUGGCCUUCCUCACCGGCAAGCGCCUCUCGCUGCCCUUGGACCGCUACAUCCUGGUGGAUAUCGAUGACAUCUUCGUGGGCAAGGAGGGCACGCGCAUGAAGGUGGAGGACGUGAAGGCCCUGUUUGAUACACAGAAUGAACUACGCACACACAUCCCAAACUUCACCUUCAACCUGGGCUACUCAGGGAAAUUCUUCCACACAGGUACUGACGCCGAGGACGCCGGGGACGACCUGCUGCUGUCCUACGUGCAGGAGUUCUGGUGGUUCCCCCACAUGUGGAGCCACAUGCAGCCCCACCUUUUCCACAACCAGUCCGUGCUGGCUGAGCAGAUGGCCCUGAACAAGAAGUUCGCUGUCGAGCACGGCAUUCCCACAGACAUGGGGUACGCAGUGGCGCCCCACCACUCGGGCGUGUACCCUGUGCACGUGCAGCUGUACGAGGCCUGGAAGCAGGUGUGGAACAUCCGAGUGACCAGCACGGAGGAGUACCCCCACCUGAAGCCGGCCCGCUACCGCCGUGGCUUCGUCCACAACGGCAUCAUGGUCCUCCCACGGCAGACCUGCGGCCUCUUCACACACACCAUCUUCUACAGCGAGUACCCUGGAGGCUCCAGCGAGCUGGACAAGAUCAUCAACGGGGGCGAGCUCUUCCUCACCGUGCUCCUCAAUCCCAUCAGCAUCUUCAUGACGCACCUGUCCAACUACGGGAACGACCGCCUGGGCCUGUACACCUUCAAGCACCUGGUGCGCUUCCUGCACUCGUGGACCAACCUCCGGCUGCAGACGCUGCCCCCCGUGCAGCUGGCCCAGAAGUACUUCCAGAUCUUCUCCGAAGAGAAGGACCCGCUCUGGCAGGACCCUUGUGAAGACAAACGCCACAAAGACAUCUGGUCCAAGGAGAAGACGUGUGACCGCUUCCCCAAACUCCUCAUCAUUGGCCCCCAGAAAACAGGCACCACGGCCCUCUACCUGUUCCUGGGCAUGCACCCCGACCUCAGCAGCAACUACCCCAGCUCGGAGACCUUCGAGGAGAUCCAGUUUUUUAAUGGCCACAACUAUCACAAAGGCAUCGACUGGUACAUGGAGUUCUUCCCCAUCCCCUCCAACACCACCUCUGACUUCUACUUUGAGAAAAGCGCCAACUACUUUGACUCGGAAGUGGCGCCCCGGCGGGCAGCCGCCCUGUUGCCCAAAGCCAAGGUCCUGACCAUCCUCAUCAACCCAGCGGACCGGGCCUAUUCCUGGUACCAGCACCAGCGAGCCCACGAUGACCCCGUGGCCCUGAAGUACACCUUCCACGAGGUGAUCACAGCCGGGCCCGACGCGUCCUUAAAGCUGCGCGCCCUGCAGAGCCGCUGCCUGGUGCCCGGCUGGUACGCCACCCACAUCGAGCGCUGGCUCAGCGCCUUUCACGCCAACCAGAUUCUGGUCUUGGACGGCAAACUGCUGAGAACAGAACCUGCCAAAGUGAUGGAGACCGUGCAGAAGUUCCUCGGGGUGACCAACACCAUUGACUACCACAAAGCCUUGGUGUUUGAUCCAAAGAAAGGAUUUUGGUGCCAACUGCUCGAAGGAGGAAAAACCAAGUGUCUGGGCAAAAGCAAGGGCCGGAAAUACCCGGAGAUGGACUUGGACUCCCGCGCCUUCCUGAAGGACUAUUACCGGGACCACAACAUCGAGCUCUCCAAGCUGCUGUACAAGAUGGGCCAGACACUGCCCACCUGGCUGCGGGAGGACCUCCAGAACACCAGGUAG
Messenger RNA from Pipistrellus nathusii (Nathusius's pipistrelle), 2649 nucleotides. Lineage: Eukaryota; Metazoa; Chordata; Mammalia; Chiroptera; Vespertilionidae. The record is from the annotation of a GenBank genome assembly.